Molecule: messenger RNA, 1155 nt
Organism: Lodderomyces elongisporus
Lineage: Eukaryota; Fungi; Ascomycota; Pichiomycetes; Serinales; Debaryomycetaceae
Gene: APN1
Product: DNA-(apurinic or apyrimidinic site) lyase
Exons: 2
Coding region: 1-1155 (384 amino acids)
Biological process (GO): base-excision repair
Cellular component (GO): nucleus; mitochondrion
Molecular function (GO): DNA-(apurinic or apyrimidinic site) endonuclease activity; phosphoric diester hydrolase activity; DNA binding
Source: RefSeq, a predicted model, not a curated record
AUGCCACCAAAAGUCAAGGCGCCGAAAGUAAAGGUUGAAUUUACGCCCAAGUAUGAACGCAAUUUAACCACCAAAUUCAAAUUUGGUGCUCACGUUGGAGCUUCUGGUGGUGUUUAUAACGCAGUGACCAACGCUAGGGAUAUUGGUGCUAAUAGCUUUGCCUUGUUUCUCAAAUCACCAAGAAAGUGGGUGUCUCCAGAAUACAACCCAGAUGAUGUCAAAAAGUUUCACGAGUUGUGCUCCACGCAUAACUACAAUCCACGCACAGAUAUAUUACCCCAUGGCUCAUACUUGUUAAAUUUGGGAAACCCCGAUUUUGAGAAAGCCGAGAAGGCCUACGUUUCAUUUGUCGAUGAUUUAAAAAGAUGCGAGUUGCUCAAUAUCGGUUUAUACAAUUUCCACCCUGGUUCAAGCUUAGACGGCAACCAUGAGGAAGCAUUGACUCGACUAGCUACAAACAUCAACCGCGCAAUUAAAGAAACAAACUUUGUAAAAAUAGUACUUGAAAACAUGGCUGGUCAUGGCAACUUGAUCGGCUCCAACUUGCAAGACAUUAAAGACGUCAUUGAUAUGAUUGAGGAUAAAUCCAGAGUUGGUGUUUGUUUAGACACUUGUCACUCGUUUGCUGCAGGGUAUGAUAUACUGGAUGCUACCAAACUAGAGGACUUUUUGCAAAAUUUCGAUGAUCUCAUAGGUGCAGAAUAUCUCAGCGCGAUACAUUUAAACGAUUCAAAAGCACCUCUUGGUGCCAACAGAGACUUGCAUCAGAAACUAGGCCAAGGAUUUUUAGGGUUGGAGGUAUUCAGAGCCAUUGCCAAUUGCAAAAGAUUGCAAAAUAUUCCCAUUGUGUUGGAAACACCAAUUGAAAAAAACGAAACAGAUGAGAUAUACGGAGAGGAAAUCAAGCUUUUAGAGUGGCUCGAGGGAAAACUGGUUGACGAUGCAGAAUAUAUCGAGAAAAGAGAUCAACUAUCAACAGCAGGACAAAAAGAAAGGCUGGAGCAUUUGAAAAAAUAUGAAGCAAAGACCAAAAAAAAUGCAAAAGCAACAGCUUCAAAAAGGAAAACUAACAAGACAAUAAAAGCGGAAGAAAGGGAAAAUGAUGAUGAUGACAUUAUCAAUAAAGUAACUAAGAAACAAAAAGUAACACGUUAG